Messenger RNA from Cyphellophora europaea CBS 101466, 150 nucleotides. RefSeq lists its product as uncharacterized. The record is from RefSeq and is a predicted model, not a curated record. Lineage: Eukaryota; Fungi; Ascomycota; Eurotiomycetes; Chaetothyriales; Cyphellophoraceae. The coding region runs from base 1 to 150 and encodes 49 amino acids. The transcript has a single exon.
AUGGUACGUACUAGCCACAGCCAUUGUAUGUGGCGCGGUGACUACCUUACAGGUCCUACAAAUACUGAUUCGACAUCGUCUUUUCUAUCACGGUAUGCCCAAGGCUCACGUUCAGAAUACCGGUGUGUCGACCUCAAUACACGUGUAUAG